Messenger RNA from Misgurnus anguillicaudatus (oriental weatherfish), 1646 nucleotides. It is a transcript of the gene cdk21, whose product is annotated as cyclin-dependent kinase 21. The record is from RefSeq and is a predicted model, not a curated record. Gene Ontology annotation, biological process: signal transduction; G1/S transition of mitotic cell cycle; regulation of G2/M transition of mitotic cell cycle. Gene Ontology annotation, cellular component: nucleus; cytoplasm; cyclin-dependent protein kinase holoenzyme complex. NCBI's taxonomy places the organism in Eukaryota, Metazoa, Chordata, Actinopteri, Cypriniformes, Cobitidae. Gene Ontology annotation, molecular function: ATP binding; cyclin binding; cyclin-dependent protein serine/threonine kinase activity.
GGCACAGUCCUGUAUAAAUCGCGCACCUACACGAGUGUUUUUUUUUUUUUUAUUAAAAUCAUGGCUAACACAUCUUAUUAAUCCGUGUCAGUGACUGAUAUCAGGAGACAGUCAUUUUAUCUGCAAGAUUUUUGGAUGACAUUGGCAAAAAAGUAAAACAGUUUUAUAUCAAUAUGGAUGAUUGCUGUGGUGAUAUGUCAGAUUAUGAGAUCCUGGCAGAAAUUGGACAGGGCGCAUAUGGGAAGGUGUACAAGGCCCGAGAGAAGCGUGACCGGCAGCGUCUCGUGGCGGUGAAGAGACUCAACAUCUCUGAGGAUCCGGACACUGGCAUCCCUCAGUUCAUGAUACGAGAAGUGGCACUCCUGCGGAAAUUAGAGCAUUUCAACCACCCAAACAUAGUCAAGUUGCUGAAUGUCUCGGCCGGAUGGCAAAACCAAAUCUUUGACCUGACGUUGGUUUUCGAGUGUAUCGAUCAGGAUCUGUCCACAUUUCUAAGCAAAGCUUCAGAGGAAGGCCUGGCCAGGGACACAAUCAAGGACGUUAUGCGUCAGCUGCUCAGUGGACUUGACUUUCUUCACACUAACACUGUCAUUCACCGGGACCUGAAGCCAGAAAAUGUCCUGGUGAGCAGUCGAGGGGAGAUCAAGAUUGCCGAUUUUGGUCUGUCCAGGAUCUAUACGUACCAUAUCGCCCUUACCCCUUGUGUUGUUACUCUGUGGUACAGGGCUCCGGAGGUCCUGCUUCACUCGAGUUAUAUGUCUUCAGUGGAUAUGUGGAGUGCUGGUUGUAUCUUCGCCGAGCUCUUUUUGCUAAGGCCUUUGUUUUGUGGAUACACAGAGAUCCAACAGCUGCAAAAGAUCUUUGAGGUUAUCGGUGUGCCCGGUGAGGAGGAUUGGCCUAUGGAAAGUGCUGUCUGCUACAGUCCUGUUUGGGCUGAGAAAAAACCUACAACACAGAUUCUCCCCAGCCUUUCCCAUGAAGAGAAUGACUUACUGUCUCAAUGUUUGACAUUCAGUCCAGCUCAUCGCAUCUCUGCCUACAGUGCGUUGGCCCACCCUUACCUGGCAGACCACUAAUGCCAGCACAGAUGGAUACAGGGGUGGGCCUUACCUACCCAGUCAGGCUGUGAAGAUGAAACUACGGAUUUUUCUAAUCUUACAGAAUAAUUGCCAAAAAUAUGCUGCACUCCUAACAUUAAUGAAAUUGUUUGAUUAACUUUUUCUAUGGAUGAUAUCAAGACUUAAGGGGAUCUUUUAUAUGCCGUUUCAACUUUAGACAACUUUAUAAUAAUGAAAUUAUAGAGCGUAGUUGGUUGAUUCAUUUCAACCGGUAAGUUCAAUGACAUCCGAUUUUUAUGUGUUGUUUUAGAGUUCUUAUUGUAAGUUAACUUUUACUGUAAUGAAGUUUUUUCUGUCAUGUCAGAAGUGUUUGUUUUUAAAGCCAUUUAAUGUUUUGAGUUCUGAGAAAAGUGUUUUGUUUUUUUGUUUUGUGUUUCUCUUAUAAACAGCAGUCUUGUGCCUAUUUGUUUUUAAAUGGACAGAAACGCUGUUAUGACAAUGACCUUUUAAACUAACUCAUUUAUAUAUAAUUAAAAAAAGUUUGUUCAGUUUCAACAUGUAAUUUGUUGCAUGUUUAAUAAUAGCAUA